UUAAAGAAAGGGCAGCUACGCAGGGCGGAUAUCGUCAAAAAAUAUCCGCCCUGUUGCAUAGGAUCAAUACUUUGGUUCUUCUCCAAGGACAGUUCCCAGUAGCCAGUACAGUUAGCUGUUAACUAACUAGCUAGCUAGCAGUGCCAAGAAAUCUGCAACAAGGAUAUUAAACGUCUGUGUACAGUCUGAGAUGCCAGGUGCUGGUCCAUGGGUGUGAGCCGACUUGAUGUAUUUUACAGAAGGCUGCUCCUCACCAAACUCUUCAUUGGGGGAUGGGGGAAGCCUGAAGACCUCAAAAGAAUCUUUGAGUUCCGUAAGAUCAUUGGAGACAGAGAGAGGUGCAGGUCCCUGGUGCCUAAGGACUAUCCAGUUUACAUAAACAAGACAGAGGAGCACGCUGACUGUAAGAUCCACGAUGGUUUCUUCAUUUCUCCUCUGGAGCAUUUGGUUCCUGGAAUCCUGCCGCCAGAGGCUGUCAAAGCCAGGUUCCAGUUUAUAGUUCCUAAGAGGUGGCAGAAGAACAGACCAGUAUGUAUCCACUUGGCAGGGACUGGAGACCAUUUUUUCUGGCGUCGUCGGACCCUGAUGGCCAGGCCCAUGGUCAAAGAGGCAGGAAUGGCUUCACUGCUUCUGGAGAAUCCGUAUUAUGGCUAUCGUAAACCCAAAGACCAACUGCGGUCCAGUCUAAAGAAUGUGUCAGACCUGUUUGUGAUGGGAGGGGCUCUGAUCCUGGAGUCAACAGUGCUUCUCCGUUGGCUGGAGAGAGAAGGUUACUGGCCACUAGGAAUGACUGGCAUCUCCAUGGGAGGAUAUAUGGCGUCCCUGGCAGUAACUAACUGGCCAAAGCCCAUCCCUCUGAUUCCCUGUUUGUCCUGGUCUACUGCCUCUAGUGUCUUCACCACGGGUGUGCUGAGUAAAGCAGUGAACUGGAGAGAGCUGGAGAAGCAGUAUGCAAUUAACUCAGUGUAUGAAGAGGAGAUCAUUAAGUUGUUGGAGUACUGUGGGGCCGACUCCUUUAAAAUGGGUCCAGAAUUUGCCAAGAAUGUGGACUCUUCAGAGAAUUUGUUUGUCCUGUCUCGAGAUGACAGAGUCUCAUUGGGUCAGAACUCCAAGCCUGGAGGGGAUGCUGAGGCUGGACGAGGCCUGCUUAUUGGUGGUGGCCUGGAAGGGGACAGUGCUAAAGUAGACCAAUUGUUCUCAUCCAUGAACAGCAGUGGAUUGAGCUUGGACACUCUAGCAAGAGGCCUUGCAAACAACACCCUGCUUGGGAAGAAGACGGAUUUUGCCAAAUGCUAUCGGCCAUCACUACAUAGAGAGUCUAUAAGCUUCAUGAAGGGAGUGAUGGACGAAUGUACACACAUGGCCAACUUCUCUGUCCCUGUAGACACCAGCCUCAUUAUUGUGGUCCAGGCCAAAGAGGAUGCCUACAUCCCUCGUACAGGGGUUCUCAGUCUGCAAGAGAUCUGGCCAGGAUGUGAAGUCAGAUACCUGAAUGGAGGACACGUCAGUGCAUACCUGUUUAAACAAAAUGUCUUCAGACAGGCCAUAUACGAUACAUUCAACAGAUUCUGCCUGAAGUAUCCCAACCUGCAUUAGACACGGCAGACUGAAGACCUGCAGCACCAGGACCAGUGGCUGGACAU
Etheostoma cragini (Arkansas darter) is the source of this 1643-nucleotide messenger RNA. RefSeq names its product abhydrolase domain containing 18 (gene abhd18). NCBI's taxonomy places the organism in Eukaryota, Metazoa, Chordata, Actinopteri, Perciformes, Percidae. The record is from RefSeq and is a predicted model, not a curated record. The transcript has 14 exons. The coding region runs from base 208 to 1596 and encodes 462 amino acids.